Molecule: messenger RNA, 2574 nt
Organism: Prosopis cineraria
Lineage: Eukaryota; Viridiplantae; Streptophyta; Magnoliopsida; Fabales; Fabaceae
Product: cysteine-rich receptor-like protein kinase 29
Exons: 3
Coding region: 154-783 (209 amino acids)
Source: RefSeq, a predicted model, not a curated record
CCUUUCGUAUAUUACAAGUGCUUCAAUGGGCAAGCAAACUAGACAUAUACAAUUGCCUACCACACCAACCUCAACAUCCUUCUCUCUAAUUUCACUUCCUGCACAAAAGUCAACCAUGGCUUCGUCACUUCCUCUUAUGGCCAAGACCCUGACAUGGCUCUCGCAGUUGGACUCUGCAGAGGAGAUGUGAAGCCUGAAACUUGCCAUGGUUGCAUCAGCAAAGCCACAAUCCUUCUCCCAAAGCUGUGUCCAAAUCAAAAGGAGGCAUUUGGAUACUAUGACUUGUGCGUUUUUCGAUACUCAAAUCCUUCCAUGUACGGGAUAUACCAAUACCCUGACUUCUACAACGCUUUUGGAAACCCAGAAAAAGUUGCAGCAGAUCAAAAUAAGUACAAAAAUGCGCUUGAUCGUCUAAUGCUAAAUCUUAAAAGCAUAGCUGCAGCUGGUGAUUCUCAUCGUAAGUUGGCUGUGGGAAAUGCAACAAUUGAUAAGUCUCGAACUGUUGUUUAUGGUCUUGCUCAGUGCAUGCCUGAUUUGUCCAAGGAAGAUUGCGACGCUUGCUUACUGAAGGCUGUCUCGGAUAUAUCAGUAUGUUGUCAGGAUAAGGUUGGCGGUAGAGUUAUCAAAUUCAGCUGCAAUAUAAGAUUUGACCAUUCCUUUUCUAUGAUCCUACAGCUAUUGAUUCAUCAAUACAAUUAUCAUUGCCCACCAAUGCUGUUCUUGCUCUAUCUACCAAUGCAACUUCCUCACAAGGAGAAAGAGGAAGCACUGGCUUAUCACUAAUUGUUGUCAAGAUUAUUGUCCCCAUUAUCAUUUCAAUGAUCCUUUCUUGUUUGGUGGGUUGCUAUUUGCUAAGGAGGAAAACAAGGAAGAGCAGCCAGUCUAUUUUCAAAGAGAACUGUAAUCUAUAUUGUUUUUUCAGUUUUAAACUAAAUAAUGUUUAUUUCUGAUCAUAGCAUGCUUACAUUGAUAUUGGCAUAUACUGAACUAGUUGGAGAAGAGAGUUCAAACAUGAAAUCCUUGCAAUUUAGCUUGGCAACAAUUGAAGCCGCAACAAAUAAGUUUUCUGAAGCAAACAAAAUAGGAAAAGGAGGAUUUAGAGAAGUUUUCAAGGUAACAUGCUAAACUUAACUACAAAAACUAAUUAUAUAACUGCCUAAUAAUUUGAUUAAGCAUUUUAGGGUAUUCUUCCGGAUGGACGAGAAAUUGUUAUCAAGAGGCUCUCAAAAAGUUCCAUGCAAGGAACAUUAGAAUUUACGAAUGAAAUUUUGCUUACAGCCAAACUCCAACAUAGAAAUUUGGUGAUGUUGUUGGGAUUUUUCUUGGAAGGACAAGAAAAAAUUCUUAUUUGCGAAUAUGUGCUUAACAAGAGCAUUGAUUUCUUCUUAUUCGGUAUAAAACUUCUAACAUUAUUUUCAUAUUGUGGUUAAAUCUCUAUGCACAUCAUUUAUAUGAAUUUUUCCUACUAAUUUGUUGCUUCUAUUUAUUUUAAUAAUUAUUUGACUAUUAAUUAUAUAGAUUUUGAGAAACAAAGAUUACUCAAUUGGUUUGAGCGUUUCAUAAUUAUUGAAGGAAUUGCACAAGGACUUUCUUACUUGCAUGAACAUUCUCGGCUUAAAGUUACUUAUUGUGACUUCAAAUCUAGCAAUGUUUUAUUGGAUAACAAGAUGAAUUUAAAAAUAUCAUAUUUUGGUAUGGCAAGAAUUAUUGCUAUAGAUGAAGCCCAUGGGAGCACAAAUAAAAUUGUCGGUACAUAGUAAGUCAUGAUACCCCUCCUUCCUAGCUUGCUAUAUAUGAGAAACAAAAGGAGAUUCUAUGUAUUUUGUACGUGAACAUUGCUUCAUAUGUCCUAUUUAUUACCAUUAUGAGUUUUUUUAUAUUCCCUCAUUCAUUGGUAAGCUGACCUUUUUGAAUGCUUUUGAUUUUAUACUAAGUCUGACAGCUUUUGUUUUCAAUUUUGUAGUGAUUAUAUGGCUCUUGAAUAUUUAAUGUAUGGACAAUUUUCUAAAAAAUUUGAUGUGUUUAGUUUUGAAGUUAUAAUUUUAGAAGUGCUAAGUGGAAAGAGGAAUGCCACAACAUAUGAUACAUAUCUCUUAACCAAUGUGUGGAAGUUGUGGAAUGAGGAAAAACCAUUGCAAGUAUUGGACCCUUAUGUGAUGGAAUCUUGUUGUGAAAUUGAAGCAAUGAAGUGCGUGCAGAUUGGGUUAUUAUCUGUUCAGAAAAAUCCGGAAGAUAGGCCAACAAUGAUUCAAGUUGUUUCAUAUCUAAGUAAUCUUUCCAUUAAAUUACCGUCUCCCAAAGAACCGCCAUUAUUAAUUCAUUUAAAGCCAACGAUGUCGACAGAAUUAUCUGAUUCCAAUCAAACUUUUCAAUGAUCCAAUGCAGCCUUAAAUGGAAUAUCUAUCACUGAGAUCUUGCUUCGAUGAAAUUAGAUUUAUCUUUUGUUAUUUUUAAUAACAAAUAGGCUUUGCCAAUAGCAGACUGAGGGUAAAAGGGUAAGCCUCUCCUAAGUUGAGACAUAUACAAGGGUAAAUGGUAGAUUCGUCUUUUUCCGUACUCACAUACGUUCAUUUA